AUGCCGAUGAAACAGCACUUCAAGCCCUACUCGCACGACGUCCAUCUUGUUUCCAGCGAUGGGAAACCGUUCCCGACCACCCUCCACGGUGUCCGCGCCAUGGGGACGCUCGUCGAAAUGGCGAAGCGGGGCUACGAUUCCGACGAUCGCAUCAUCAUCAAGUUUCCAUUCGAUGCACAGAUGCUCCGUAUCCUGUUGUCGCUCGGCAAAAAGAAGGGGCAGCGGAAGGAGACGCUGCUCGCCCUCUGCUCAUUCACCGACCAAGGCGUCUACGAGGCGCUCGUCCUCCUCGUCAGGCACAACAUUAGCCAGACGUGGCGCAACAUGAUCCUCGACGCGUUCUUCACGCGCUGCACCGACGAAAGUGCCGUCUUCUUCUGGCGCGUCGCCCGCCAAUUUGGCUAUGGUGAUGGCGAAAUUAAGACAUUCCGCCGCCUCCUCUACACAAUCGUCGGACUCGUGCAGGCCAACAACAUCCACGCCGAGUACACGAGGAUGACACGCGAAGAGCUGACGUUGAUUGUCAAGGAUGAACGAUUGAAUGUGCUCGAGGAUGAGGCUAAUGUGAUCGAUCUGAUCGACGCGUGGCUGGGCGGCGACCUCGAAGCCCGCCUGCAAUUCCGUGAUGAACUGCUCGGCUAUGUGCGCCGGAAGGGAGCCAACCGCGAUCGCCUCAAGACUAUGCUCGGCCACAUCCAAUACACCCUCGAUCUGCGCUCCCCGCCCCGCCCGAAACGUGAUCGUCUCCUGUAUGUCGGCGGCAACAGCGCCUCCGGCCAAAAGAUUCUCCUGGGCGAAACGCAAAACGCGGAGACCGAGUGGCUGGUCUCGGAUCUUCCGCCACUGCCGCUGACGCAAGCGGUGUCCCUCGUCAUCGGGCAGACAAUCUUCUUGAUUGGCGGCUGCUACCACACGUGUCCGAGCAGUGCCGUGUAUUCCCUCGAUCUUCUUGAUGACCGACAGCGUGGUGGAUGGAAGGAGCGUUCUUGUCUCAACCAGCGCAGAUUCCGCCACGGUGCUUGCGUCUACAAUGGAAUGAUCUAUGCGGCCGGCGGAUGCGAGAAGGUCAUCCAGCGAACCACGGCGCCGCUGCGCAGCCUCGAGAGGUACGACCCGGAGACGAAUCGAUGGAUGGUGCUCCCUUCGAUGCGCUAUGCUCGUUGCGACUUUUCGAUGGCGGCCGGCCACGCGCGGAUCUAUGUCGUCGGCGGUCGAGGCCACAUUCGCCCCGAUGAACCUAUCAUCACCCUGGACAGCAUCGAAGUGUUCUGUCCGGAGGCGAACAUCUGGAUGGAGGCUGGAGUGUUGCCGGAACCUCUGCGAAAUACGGCCAUCUGGUCCGACGUCAACGGGAUGCUGGUCGCCGGCGGGUUCAACGCGAAUCGCGACCUCUCCAACAAGGUCUACUUCUGGAAUGGCAACGGCUUCUCGUGGCAAAACCACUCGACCAUCGAAGUGGCUAGGGCCUCCGCUUCAAUGAUCCGCUUCGAGGGUCAGUUGAUGCUCGUCGGCGGCUGCUUGUUGCCAUCCGGCGCCGGCUUGCCCCUCGUUGAAUCUUACAAUCCGACGACUCGCCAAUGGUCCCACAUGCCACCGCUUCUCGGACCCCGAAGCCAAGGCCAAUUGCUCAUCGUCCCUGACAGCACCGAUCUCAUUUUGCCCACUGCCGAAAGUGACGGCGACAACACGGUGACCAGCGAGGAGGACCACGAGAUGGAGCCCGAAUUCCACGCC
Mesorhabditis spiculigera is the source of this 1734-nucleotide messenger RNA. The record is from the annotation of a GenBank genome assembly. NCBI's taxonomy places the organism in Eukaryota, Metazoa, Nematoda, Chromadorea, Rhabditida, Rhabditidae.